AUGAAGACCACUCAGUGCAGUGAGACCUGCGACGAUGAGGAAACCAAGCGUGCCACGAGCGACCAGGACGACACGUAUCAGGAACAGUCGACCACCAAGGUCGUACUUCUUCUUGUCUCGAUCAUGAUGACUAUGUUUCUGGUUGCUCUAGAUCGAACGAUCAUCUCAACGGCAAUCCCUCAGAUCACGAAUGAAUUCGACUCCCUGUCCGACGUCGGCUGGUACGGAAGCGCAUAUCUGCUGACCUGCUGUGCAUUCCAAUUGCUAUUCGGAAAGAUCUACACUUUCUACCCCGUGAAAACAGUUAUGCUGGGUAGCAUCCUCUUGUUCGAAGUUGGCUCUGUCGUCUGUGGAGCUGCGCCCAACUCCACCGCUUUUAUCAUCGGACGAGCUCUCGCUGGUGUUGCUGCCGCAGGAAUCUUUGCAGGAUCUGUUGUGUGUAUCGUCUAUGCUGUUCCUCUCGAGAAGCGUCCCAAGAUCCAAGGACUUUUCGGGGCCGUCUUCGGUCUGGCCUCGAUUGUAGGCCCGCUGGUCGGUGGUGCAUUUACCUCGCACGUAACAUGGAGAUGGUGCUUUUAUAUUAAUCUCCCCUUUGGGGGCCUGGCGAUGGCUGCUAUACCAUUUUGCCUCAAGGUGCCUGACAGGAAUACGACCAAGGUUUCAUGGAUGGAGAAGCUGAAGCAGCUUGAUGUCCCUGGACUGUGUUGCUUAGUCCCCGGCGUAGUCUGUCUGGUGCUAGCACUGCAGUGGGGUGGGCAGAAAUAUGAUUGGAAUAAUUCUCGCAUCAUCGUGCUACUGACUCUCAUGGGCGUCUUGCUACUUGGUUUCGUUGCUGUUCAGAUACUUCUGACAAGGACGGCCACUGUUCCUCUGCGCAUCUUCAGACGGCGCAGCAUCUUCGGCGGAGUGUGGGCGACCAUCUGUAUAGUCUAUUUCCUCCCAAUCUGGUUCCAAUCAAUCAAAGGCGUUUCGGCCGUGGACUCGGGUCUCAGACUCCUGCCCUUAAUGCUCUCAAUGGUCGUCGCGUCCGUUCUCACUGGCAUCACCACCCAGAAGAUCGGAUAUUACACCCCCUUUGCAAUCAUCGGAACCUGCGUUAUGGCGAUUGGUGCCGGGCUCCUUACAACACUGCAAAUCCACACCGGCCACGGCAAAUGGAUAGGCUAUCAGAUCCUCUACGGCUUCGGCAUGGGCAUGUGCUUCCAGCAACCUAACCUCGCGGCGCAGACCGUCUUACCGAAAAAAGAUGUGCCUGUCGGAAUUGCAGUCAUGUUCUUCAGCCAGCUGCUUGGUGCUGCGGCGUUUGUUCCUGUGGGCGAGAAUGUCCUGGCUAACCAGCUUACGAUGAGGCUGUCUGGGGUUCCGGGAAUUGACUCGGAUAUUGUUACGUCGGGCGGUGCGACAUCGCUAUUGAGCUUGGUUCCUUUGGAUCUCCGGGGGACGGUAUUGACGGCUUAUAACGAAGCGUUGCGGAAGGUGUUUCAGAUCGGGUUGAUUGUGGCCUGUUUGGCCAUUCUGGGAAAUGCCUCACUGGAGUGGGUGAGUAUACUCAAGAAGUCGAAGGCAAGUCCUGGAGUUGAGAAUUGUGAUGACGCUCCCAAACAGGAGCAAUAG
Messenger RNA from Aspergillus lentulus, 1614 nucleotides. RefSeq names its product putative MFS aflatoxin efflux pump. Gene Ontology annotation, biological process: transmembrane transport. Gene Ontology annotation, molecular function: transmembrane transporter activity. The record is from RefSeq and is a predicted model, not a curated record. Lineage: Eukaryota; Fungi; Ascomycota; Eurotiomycetes; Eurotiales; Aspergillaceae. Gene Ontology annotation, cellular component: plasma membrane.